Verticillium dahliae VdLs.17 is the source of this 2745-nucleotide messenger RNA. RefSeq names its product GTPase-activating protein GYP5. Bases 1 to 2745 code for a protein of 914 amino acids. The transcript is spliced from 4 exons. The record is from RefSeq and is a predicted model, not a curated record. Lineage: Eukaryota; Fungi; Ascomycota; Sordariomycetes; Glomerellales; Plectosphaerellaceae.
AUGUCACACACGGAAAGGCCAGCUUCGCCGCCCGCGGCCAUGGAGAGGAGACCUUCAACGCCUGGUCACUCUGACAAGGAGAACGAUACCUUCGAGGACGCCGUCGACAGCACCAUUGAUACGCCCGAGGUUCGCUCUCUCACAAAGAGAACACUCUCGUCCCCGAAGCACGAGACUGCAUCCGAAUCUACAGAAUCCACACCCGACAAGAACGCCCCGAAGACGGACGAAAUAGCACAAGCUGCUCGGCCUCCAAGCCCGCCCCUCGACAGCGACGACGAGAAAAAGGAGUCUACGAACAAGACCAAGGUUGACGUGGAAAUUGACGUGCCCGAUAAGGUCGAAUCUGUGGCUUCCUCACCCAAAUCCCCAAAGUCUCCCAAGUCCCACCGUCUUUCGAACACGUCGAACCUCGACAACAUCAGCCUCGAGGACGACGCUGUCACUUCCUCUCCUCCUCCACCACGACCAGUCCCCAAAGAUAGUCCGAAAAAGGAGACCGCCCCCAGAUCGAUAUCGCUGAGCAACAUCACCAGCUCCCUCCCUUCCAUGCCCUGGUCGCCUCCUGCCGAUCAAUCACCCUCCAAAUCACCUCUCGCCCCGCCUGCCGCUUCCCUCCAACAGCUGCCGCCACAUCCAGGACCGCCAACUCGCAAACUGACGAGCCCAUUCUCGUGGCUCUCCCGAAACAGCACGUCAAAGGAAAAGGAUACCACCAAGCAGUCGCCACCCGCUACUUCGCCCCGAAGGAACACGGCCAGCUCUAUCGCAACUAUGGCUAGCAACCCCGAGAUGAUGCUCAGCAGACUCGACGAGGAGAGAGAGGGGCACGAUGCCGAGAGCGGCAGGAAUAGUCUCAAGGACCGCUUCAAGCUGCUUCGCAUGCGAGAGGAGGCAGGCAUCUCGCCAUCAGCCGUUGCGGGCGAUGACGAAAAGGCCGCAGGCGCCGCUGCGAGCAUUUCCAAGGGCAACGCGCUCGGCAUCUCGGUGCCUGGGCACGAUGGAGAGGCUGGCGAAGCCAUUCCCGACCAGCCGCCCAAGUCGCCCAUGCCGACGAGCCCGAACCCGGCACUGGCACCUGGUACCGCAUCGGGCGUCAAUGCUGGUCCCUCGGACAUGUCUGACGCGCAGGUCGACUGGGAUCUGUGGCAGUCUGUCGUCUACGAGGGGCCAGCGGUGGUCGCCCGCACGAGCGCCGAUGAGCUGAACAGGGCGAUUGCUACGGGCAUCCCCAGCGCCAUCCGUGGCGUCAUCUGGCAGGUUCUCGCCCAGAGCAACAACGUCGAGCUUGAGGCCAUGUACCGGAGUCUCAAGGCCAGGGGCACUGAAAAGGACCAGGACCGCAACAGCAACGGCACGUCGAUCAGUUCCGCGAGCAACGGAAAUCUGAGUAUUCAGAACGAUGCCGUCAAUUCGUCAGCGUCUUCGGUUCACUCGGACCAGUCAGGAAGCAACCCUGUCGGAUCUCCUGCUCUCGAGAAGAGCGCAGAGGUCGUACAGAAGGCGCAGGCUGCCGUAGCUGAGAAGAAGAAGCGCAGCAAGGAGGAUGCCGUUAUGCUUCAGAAGUUGGAGAAGACGAUCCGCCGCGACCUGGGCGCGAGGACGAGUUACUCCAAGCAUGCUGCCUCUGCCGGGCUCCAGGAGGGUCUCUUCGGCGUCUGCAAGGCGUAUGCUUUGUUCGACGAGGGUGUUGGCUACGCGCAGGGCAUGAACUUCCUGGUCAUGCCCCUGUUGUUCAACAUGCCUGAGGAGGAGGCGUUUUGUCUCUUGGUGCGGCUGAUGAACCACUACCACCUGCGCGACCUGUUCAUUCAGGACAUGCCAGGUCUGCACAUGCGACUGUACCAGUUUGAGCGGUUACUCGAAGACUUUGAGCCCGCGCUCUACUGCCACUUGCAUCGCAAAGGCAUCAGCUCACACCUAUAUGCCACACAGUGGUUCCUCACGCUCUUCGCAUACCGCUUUCCCCUCCAACUCGUCCUGCGGAUCUAUGACCUCAUCCUCUCCGAAGGCUUGUCAGCUAUUCUCCGCUUUGGCAUCGUCCUCAUGCAGAAGAACGCCUCGACACUUCUCGCCAUGUCUGACAUGUCGCAACUCACAACCCACCUUAAGGACAAGGUCUUUGACGUCUACAUCGACAAGGACCCCAGCGCCGGUAGCAUCCUCGAUAACGGAUUCUUCGGGAGCUCGAGUUCCAGCAUCGACAAGGAAGUCUACCGCGCCGAUCAGCUUGUCCGUGACGCGUGCGAGGUCAAGAUCACGCCCGAGACGCUCAAGGCGUAUACACUUGAGUGGGAGGAGAAGACCAAGGCCGAAAAGGAGCGGGAGGCUGAGCUCGAAACGCUGCGCGCCGCGAAUGCCAAGUAUGCCAUUAGCCUGCGCAAGCUCGAGGAGCGAGUCGAGGCGUACGACCGCGAGCAGGCCGCCCUGGCAACCGAGCUCGUGCACACCAAGGUCGAGAACGAGGAGCUCAAGGAUGAGAACGAGACAUACAAGGGCCAAGUCCGCGAGCUGCGAAACGUCAUUGAGAGGCAGCCCGAGGAGCUCGAGACAGCAUGGCAGGCGGAGCGCGAUGAUCUCAUGAAGCGAAACGCCAAGGUGCACGAGGAGAACCAAAGACUGGAGAAGGAAAUGUCAGAGCUGGAGGAGGAGUUGGUGCAGACCAAGAUGCAGUACGCCGAGAUCAACGCAUCCCACGAGACGCUCGCUCGCAAGUGGACGGAUCUCAAGCGCCAAUUCGCGUGA